This is a messenger RNA of Sclerotinia trifoliorum, 5293 nucleotides long. The record is from the annotation of a GenBank genome assembly. NCBI's taxonomy places the organism in Eukaryota, Fungi, Ascomycota, Leotiomycetes, Helotiales, Sclerotiniaceae.
AAAGCACUGCCUUCGCACCUUUUUGCGCUUCUCCAUCAUCCAUAGUAGAUAACUUUAACCUCUACGACCGAUGAAAAGAACCGCCUACCAAAGUCGCCAAUCCCCCUCAUCCCCCCUUGACUUCAACGAUAUCAAUUUUAAUUCCAAUCCUAACCAAAAUUUCUGAUUCUUUACGAUCUUCCUUUUCGUAAAGAAAAUAAUUCGCACUUUUUCUUACAGUUCUCAAUUUUCUCUGUUUGUGAUCGUCGACUUCUCUUUUGGGUCCAUCAAUUUUACACAUCAACUUUAUCGAGAGAAGCAUCGCGCCAAGUUGUUGCAUCUAUCAAAGGCUCGUUCAACAUCAACACUAAACGCGCCCAUUCAUUUGGUCGUGCGAUUACAAUCAUCUUUUCCUAUCGACGUGUCCACACAUUGUCGAAUCGUUGUUGACUUGAUCAAUACAUCUUUUUGAACCAUACGCGCCUCAACAUAACAUCAUACCUCAUGCGCAAGGCUACCUUUGAUAUGUGCUGAAGCUUACCUUGACACCAACAAACACAGUCCAAAGUCCACUUAAUACGCACUUUAUAUCCUUAGGCUACCAUGGCCUCGACAAUCCAGAACGCGCCGGCUGUUCAACAGCCUGGUUUAUCUAUGUCUAAUGAGAUGAAUCCGCAAAUACAAGCUCUGUUACAGGUAAGCUCCUCCCACACUAUAUUAUCGAUUAUUUCCCACACACUGUGUCAAUUUGCAUCUUGCUAACUGUUUGGAUUUCACAGAGAUAUAAACAAAUGAAAGAGCAAGGCGUGUCAGAAAAAGAUCCCGAGUUUAUAAAAGUCCACCAAACUCUCUCGACCUUUCGCAUGCAUCGGCAGAAAGCUGCAUUUGCACAACAACAGCAGCAGAUGAUGCAACAGCAACAACAAAAUGCUAACAGUAUCGCGGCAAAUGGCUCUGCUCUGCCCCGACCUCCAUCUACCCCUAGCACGAUUUCCGGCGCGCAAGUACCUGCGACAUCCUCACUUGGCCCUUCAGCGAUUCCCGCGGCUGCAGCAAGCUCUGCCGCAUACAAAAUAGCCGCUGGCCCACAGAAACCAACGGGGAGCUCUGGUUAUUUUUCGCCAGAACAGCUGAGCAUGUUAAAGCACCAAAUUUAUGCAUUCAAAUGUUUGUCGAAGAACUUGGGAAUCCCGUCACAAACUCAGCAGCAACUAUUUGCGUCGCAAAAGAAGCCGCCUACGCCCAUCGAACAAGUACUAGCUACUACUCAACAGCCUGGCGAGGAUGCCCAGCGUACCGCCAAUGGAGUAGAAACUAUCCCGGCCCAAAAAGUUGAGGGGCCCAAAUUUCAUCAAUAUACCGGAUUUGAAGACCCGCGUGAAAUACUUCUGAAGCAAAUUAGCUAUAGCACGCACAAGCUUCGAGGACAACGUCCUAUAAUUCCAUCUAUCUUUCCGACGGGUGUCAAUAUUGAAGAACUUCGCCAAAAACGAGCUGAGAUUAUCCACAAUCGUAUGAACGCGAGACUUAAUGAAUUGAGAUCAUUGCCUGCAAAUAUUGCGCAUGUAGAUGCACGAGAUGAUGAUAUGGUCCCAGAUGACUCUCUUAGGCGUAAAGCAUUGAUCGAGAUGAAGAUGUUGGCACUGUACGAUAAACAGAGGGCGUUGCGUGAGAGAGUCGGUAGACAGAUGAUUCAAUACGACAACCUAGCGAUGACGGCCAACAGAAGCAUUUAUCGCCGCAUGAAGAAACAAUCACUCCGAGAAGCUAGGAUUACCGAAAAAUUGGAGAAACAACAACGUGACGCUCGUGAGACACGGGAGAAGAAGAAACACACCGAUUACCUGCAAACAGUCCUUAACCAUGCUCGUGAGGUCAAUUUAGCUGGCCUGAACCAGAGACAGAAGAUGGUUAAGUUAGGCCGUAUGAUGGUAACUCAACAUCAAAAUAUCGAGAAGGAAGAACAAAAGCGCAUCGAGCGAACAGCGAAGCAGCGUCUUGCAGCUUUGAAAUCGAACGAUGAGGAGGCAUAUUUGAAAUUGUUAGAUCAAGCAAAAGAUACUCGUAUCACACACCUGCUGAGACAAACAGAUGGUUUCUUGUCUCAACUUGCUGCAUCCGUCAAGGAACAACAACGAAAAGCGGCAGAGCGUUAUGGUGAUGAUGGUGGUGACUUUGAGGAGGAUGAGUCUGAAGAUGACGAUGAAGAAGAACCAGAUACACGCAAGAUCGAUUACUAUGCUGUCGCUCAUCGCAUUAAAGAAGAAGUCACCAAGCAACCUAACAUUCUUGUUGGUGGCACUCUAAAGGAGUAUCAAUUGAAGGGUCUGCAAUGGAUGAUUUCGCUAUACAACAACAACCUGAACGGUAUCUUGGCCGAUGAAAUGGGUCUUGGUAAAACUAUUCAAACCAUCAGUUUGCUCACAUAUUUGAUCGAGGCCAAAAAGCAGAAUGGUCCUUUCCUCGUAAUUGUUCCGCUGAGUACCUUGACGAAUUGGACUCUUGAGUUCGAAAAGUGGGCCCCGUCGAUUGGAAAAAUUGUUUACAAAGGUCCACCAAACACAAGAAAACAACAACAAAAUCACCUUCGUUACGGAAACUUCCAAGUACUUUUGACUACAUACGAGUAUAUCAUCAAGGAUAGACCAAUUUUGAGCAAGAUCAAAUGGGUGCACAUGAUCAUUGAUGAAGGUCAUCGUAUGAAGAACGCACAGUCGAAGCUCAGUGCUACUCUCACACAGUACUACACUACUCGUUACCGCUUAAUUCUUACUGGUACUCCUCUUCAAAACAAUCUACCCGAACUCUGGGCAUUGCUCAAUUUCGUUCUUCCAACCAUCUUCAAGUCUGUCAAGUCUUUCGAUGAAUGGUUCAAUACUCCAUUUGCCAACACGGGUGGUCAGGACAAGAUGGAGCUUACGGAAGAAGAACAAAUUCUUGUUAUUAGACGUCUCCACAAAGUUUUACGGCCUUUCUUGCUCCGUCGUCUUAAAAAGGAUGUUGAAAAGGACCUCCCUGAUAAGACUGAAAAGGUCAUCAAGUGUAAAUUCUCGGCCCUGCAAGCCCGUCUCUACAAACAAAUGGUCACCCACAACAAGCUCGUUGUUAGCGAUGGGAAAGGAGGCAAGACUGGAGCUAAGGGUUUGAGCAAUAUGAUCAUGCAAUUGCGAAAGCUUUGUAACCAUCCGUUCGUGUUUCGCGAAGUUGAAGAUCAAAUGAAUCCUAACAAUUUCAUCAAUGAUACUUUAUGGCGAAGUUCAGGGAAAUUCGAGCUGCUCGACCGUAUUUUGCCAAAGUAUCAAGCAACUGGACAUAGAGUUUUGAUGUUUUUCCAGAUGACGGCCAUUAUGGAUAUCAUGGGGGAAUUUCUAGAUUACAGAGGCAUCAAAUUUAUGAGAUUGGAUGGUACGACUAAAUCUGAUGAUCGUUCCCUUCUUCUCAAGGAGUUUAACGCACCAGAUUCUCCAUACUUUUGUUUCUUGCUGUCAACUCGUGCUGGAGGUCUAGGUUUAAAUUUGCAGACCGCUGACACUGUCAUCAUCUACGAUUCGGAUUGGAAUCCCCAUCAAGAUUUACAGGCUCAGGAUCGUGCCCAUCGUAUUGGUCAAAAGAAUGAAGUUCGUAUUCUUCGACUAAUCAGUUCCAACUCAGUCGAGGAGAAGAUUUUGGAAAGAGCAAAGUUCAAGCUCGAUAUGGAUGGCAAGGUCAUUCAAGCUGGUAGAUUCGACAAUAAGUCAUCCGAAACUGAUCGUGACGCAAUGCUUAGGGUUAUGUUGGAAACAGCAGAAGCCGCUGAGUCUAUGGAACAAGACGACAUGGACGAUGAAGAGCUCAACGAAAUCUUGGCACGAUCUGAUGAGGAGAUUGUCAAGUUUCGACAAAUGGACGAGGAACGAAACAAAGAUUUACUCUACGGCAAUAACCCUCAAAGCAAACGUAUUUCUCGUCUAAUGGUAGAAAGUGAGCUUCCGGAAAUCUACAUGUCAGACGGAAACCCCAUUUCGGACGAACCUGAGGCGCCACAAGGCCGUGGCGCAAGAGAGCGCACUCGCGUUAAGUACGACGACGGUCUCACGGAGGAGCAAUGGACUAUGGCUGUGGACGAUGAUGAGGAUUCUCCAGAAGCUGCAGCAGCCCGCAAAGCAGCUAGGGCUGAUCGUCGAGAACGAAACAAGGCAAGAAAGCUUGGUCAACUCAAUGGCCCUCUUUCACCUGCUGGUAGUCGUGAUAGCUCAGAAGACCCUGAACCUGAGCCUGAGCCAACACCCAAGAAGGGCCGUGGUCGCAAGCCGGGUGUUAAGAUUGAGAAGCGAAAGGCCGAUGAGUUUGAUGAUGAACCACCGCCAAAGCGAAAGCGUGGCGGUCCUGGGCGCCCACCAAGAAUUCCGAACGGAGAUAUCUUGACGCCCAAGACUCGUAUGACUCUCCAAGCCAGCUUGAAGAUUGUCUUUGACCAUCUGAUGCAUUUGAAGUCUCUACCCGAAUCUCCAGACUCGCAAGGGGAGCAAACCGCACGGGAGAUCAUAUUUCCAUUUGUUUCCUUGCCAUCGAAGAAAGACUUUCCAGACUAUUACGUGAUUAUCAAGGAACCAAUUGCUAUGAAGCUCAUUGAAAAGAAAAUAAACAAGAGGGAAUACAACAGUCUCCAGGAUUUCAAGAAAGAUAUUGACACUCUCUGCACCAAUGCUAAGACGUAUAACGAGGAUGGCAGUUUGAUCUAUGUCGAUGCUGUUGCAAUUAGCGUAAGUUGAAUUGAUAUCCACACACAUUACAAUACUAACAAAUACUAGGAGGAGUGUGAAUCUCGAAUUCAAGAUGAAAUUAACGAGCAUCCGGAGCUUGGUGCUGAAGGUGAUGAGACAUCACGAAACGGCGGCUCAACAGCCCCAACUACAAGUGCCGGUACCCCCAUGCCAGCACCAGGGCCAAGCACGAAGCUGAAGCUUACAUUCAAUAAGCAGGCGGCUAAUGGAAGGAAUAGUAGUAUUCAAAGUGACGACGAUGACGAUGAUGAGUAGACACUCAUACAUGAGAUUCAUUGUGAUUAUGAUUGGGGGAGGUGUAAAGGGGCGGGCUUGUCAGGUUACUUCUCUCGCGCGUACGACCCCGUGCAUGUUGUUUUAGUGGCGUUUACAUCACAUGGAAAGGCGUUAGUUGAAAGGGAAAAAUAUAUUUGCGUAUUUGACGCGAAGGCAUAACAAUGGCUUUUUUUAUUCUAUCAAAGGGCCCUUGCCUAGAAUGUAUUCUAAUAGAAGAGAAUGAGAUGCAUGAGAGAUAUUCCAUAGUGGUUGGUAGUCUAUUGACUGAAAUGAAG